Molecule: messenger RNA, 2471 nt
Organism: Cryptomeria japonica (Japanese cedar)
Lineage: Eukaryota; Viridiplantae; Streptophyta; Pinopsida; Cupressales; Cupressaceae
Product: potassium transporter 26
Exons: 8
Coding region: 35-2323 (762 amino acids)
Biological process (GO): potassium ion transmembrane transport
Cellular component (GO): membrane
Molecular function (GO): potassium ion transmembrane transporter activity
Source: RefSeq, a predicted model, not a curated record
UGGGUAUAAAAUCUAAUUGCUUAGAUCGAUCGAGAUGGAUGGUCCAGAGUAUGAUGAUGUUGAUAAUGGUCACAGUCAUAGAGUAGAGAUGUCAGGAGCUGUAAGAGAUAUUGGUGAAGAAGAUGACAUUGGUGAACGCCCAAAGAAAUCACUUUUUGCGGAGAGAUCAAUUUCACAGUCCUAUUCAAUUCGCCAUCCCAAGAAAAAGGUUGUUGGGAAGUUGGGAACUUUGUGGAUGGCUUAUGAAACGCUUGGAGUUAUUUAUGGAGAUGUUGGAACUUCGCCCCUUUAUACCUUCGCUGCUAUUGAUAUUGAAAAUCCAGGGGAAGUUGACUUUUUAGGAUAUCUUAGCAUUAUCUUCUGGUCACUAACACUUGUCAGCCUCAUCAAGUAUGUUCUGAUUGUUAUCAGAGCGGAUGAUCACGGAGAAGGAGGAACAUUUGCUCUAUAUUCACUGUUAUGUCAGCAUGUCAAUAUGGGACAAAAAACUGGCAACCAAUUCCGACGGUUUUCUUCAGAUUCUAGUUUGACCCAUUUUGGAAGACGAAAUAAACUGGGCAAUUAUAUCAACUACAAGACAAAGGAAAUGCUUGAGAAGAGUGCAGUGGCACAGAGAAUUCUGCUUACUUUUGUGAUGAUCGGCACCUGCAUGGUGAUUGGCGAUGGAGCACUCACUCCAGCAAUUUCAGUGCUAUCCGCCGUCCAAGGGAUUCAGCAACAGAACUCUAAACUAACCAAAGGUGCUGUUGUGGGUGUGUCAGCUGCAAUUCUUCUACUUCUCUUUCUUCUUCAAAGAUAUGGAACUGGCAAAGUUAGUUUUCUUUUCUCCCCUGUUGCAAUUGUCUGGUUCGUUACCAAUGCCAUUGUUGGAGUAUUCAACAUUAUUAAAUAUUACCCGGGAGUAUUCAAGGCACUCAGCCCUCAUUACAUAGUCCGUUUCUUUCAAAAAAACGGUAAACAUGGAUGGGUGUUGCUUGGAGGCACUGUCCUGGCUAUAACAGGAUCUGAGGCUAUGUUUGCUGACUUGGGCCACUUCAAUAAGUCUUCCAUCCAGAUUGCUUUCUCUUGUCUGGUCUAUCCUGCUCUGAUCCUGACAUAUUCGGGGCAAGCAGCUUAUUUGAUCAAGAAUCCACAAGACAUAAGUAAAACAUACUACAAAUCAAUCCCACACGGUGUGUAUUGGCCAAUGUUUGUUAUUGCCACACUAGCGGCCAUAGUUGCCAGUCAGGCCUUGAUUUCGGCAACCUUUUCAAUUGUAAAACAAUCUAUGGCUCUUGGUUGCUUCCCUCGGGUGAACCUUGUUCAUACAUCAAAAAGCAAUGAGGGUCGGAUCUACUCUCCAGAGAUCAACUACACACUAAUGAUUCUCUGCCUUGCAGUACUCUUAGGUUUCAGAGAUGGUACUGCGAUUGGAAAUGCCUAUGGUGUCGCUGUGAUCACUGUGAUGCUUAUUACGACAGGCUUGGUCACCGUGGUCAUGCUAGUAGUUUGGAACUUACAUAUAUCACUAAUAAUACCCUUCUUUAUAGUCUAUUUUGUGAUAGAAGGUAUUUAUCUGUCAUCUGUGUUGAAUAAGGUCCCCCAGGGUGGUUGGGCUCCCUUUGUAAUUUCGGCAUUCUUUCUGAUCAUAAUGUUCUCAUGGAACUAUGGACGGAAUAAGAAGUAUGCAUAUUCAAUGGAGAAAAAACUAAGUCCAGAGGAGAUGAAUGAAUUGGUUGCCAAUGUGGGGUGCAGAGUUCCAGGAGUGUCUUUCUUGUGCAGUGACCUCCUCUAUGGUAUGCCACCAAUUUUGAGGCAUUAUGUGAAUACUGUGGGUUCUCUUCAUGACAUUCUCAUUGUUCUCACCAUAAGAAUGGUUCCUGUCAAGAGUGUUCUGUUAGAAGAGAGAUUUCUGGUUGGGCGACUUGGACCCAAGGGUGUGUACAGAUGCCUGGCUCAAUAUGGGUACUUGGAUGUCCCAAGUUUGGAAGGAGAUGAAUUUGUCAACCAGGUUAUUGAAAACAUAAAAGACUAUAUCAAGACCUCUACCAGAGAAGGCCAGAAUUAUUCAGGUGUUAUUCAAAACAAUGGAAGAACUCUAGUGGCAGAAAACAACUUGUCUUCAGUUGAGGAAGUGCAGCAGCUUGAAUCGGCAAAGAAUGUGGGGGCAGUGUUUGUUUUAGGGAAAACUACAAUGAAAACCAGUGAGAAUACUGGAAAAUUUGAGAGAUUCAUGAUUGAUAACUUAUAUGGACUUCUUCAAAGGAAUUGCAGGUCAUCUAUGUCCACCUUGCACGUACCACCUGCACGGCUGCUUCAAGUUGGGAUGGUCUAUGAAAUCUAAUGUUUAUAAGCACCCUAACAAUAAAUAAGUCGAGGCAGAAGCUUAUUAGGGUACGGAGUGCUUUCGUCCUUUAUCGUCUUAACAGGUCUUGGAAUCCUUUUAUCUACAGUUGGUAAAUUGUAAGGGCUUUACUAUUUUACAUGUAAAA